Molecule: messenger RNA, 1581 nt
Organism: Scaptodrosophila lebanonensis
Lineage: Eukaryota; Metazoa; Arthropoda; Insecta; Diptera; Drosophilidae
Gene: vg
Product: protein vestigial
Exons: 7
Coding region: 1-1284 (427 amino acids)
Biological process (GO): regulation of transcription by RNA polymerase II
Cellular component (GO): nucleus
Source: RefSeq, a predicted model, not a curated record
AUGGCAGUGUCCUGCCCUGAAGUAAUGUACGGUGCUUAUUAUCCAUAUCUGUAUGGGCGCGCUGGACCAAGUCGUUCCUUCUACCAAUAUGAAAGGUUCAACCAGGACUUGUACUCGUCAUCGGGCGUUCAGUUGGCCGCCUCCUCAAGCGCCUCUGGCAGCUCUCAUUCACCCUGCAGUCCCAUCUUGCCACCAUCGGUGAGCGCCAAUGCGGCAGCCGCGGCUGUUGCAGCAGCGGCCCACAAUACGGCAGCAGCUGCCGCAGCCGCUGUCGCCAACCAAGCCAGCUCCUCAAGCCUACAACUGGGCUCAGUCGGUGCGUUGGGUGGCGGUGGUGGCAGCGGUGUAGGGGGCGGUGUUGUUGGCAGCAGUAGCGGCGUUUUGGGCAGCAAUCUGGGCAGCCAACUGCCAACCAGCGGCGGCUCAGGAAGCACUGGCCUGGGCAUGAGUCCUGGUCUAGGCGGUGCGCUUCCUAACACACUGCACAGUCGGACGCAUCAAACCAAAGAAGAGGAUCUCAUAGUGCCGCGCAGUGAGGCUGAAGCGCGUCUCGUGGGCUCCCAACAGCAUCAUCACAAUGAAUCAUCCUGCAGCUCGGGUCCGGACUCGCCGCGGCACACGCAUUCGCAUUCACAUUCUCUGCAUGCGGCAUCGGCGGGUGCGGGAGGGGGCGCUGUCGGUGGCGUGGCAUCUGUGACGGGUGCCAUGUCAAAGGAUCUGCCACUGGACACCAACAGCAGCAGCGGCAGCAAUAGCCAAGGACGAGCUCAGUAUCUUUCGGCCACCUGCGUUGUAUUCACCAACUACUCGGGCGAUACGGCCAGUGUGGUCGAUGAACAUUUCUCCCGAGCACUUAACUACAACAAUAAGGACGCUAAAGAAAGCAACAGUCCAAUGUCAACUCGCAAUUUCCCACCAUCGUUUUGGAACAGCAAUUACGUGCACCCCCUACCCGCGCCCACACAUCCACAGGUUAGCGACUUGUACGGCACAGCGACGGACACAGGCUACGCCACAGAUCCUUGGGUGCCGCAUGCGGCGGCAGCACACUAUGGAUAUGCGGCGCAUGCGCACGCGGCACAUGCGCAUGCCUAUCACCACAAUAUGGCGCAAUACGGUAGCCUGUUGAGACUGCCACAGCAGUACAGUCAUGGUUCAAGGUUACACCACGACCAGCAGACGGCUCAUGCGCUGGAAAGUGCGGCGGCUUACUCGAGUUACCCAACAAUGGCAGGCUUGGAAGCUCAAGUGCAGGAAUCAUCAAAGGAUCUGUAUUGGUUCUGAAGAACCACAUCAAGUGUGUUAUCCUUUCGCUUCAACCAGCUGACGUGUGCCGUCUACAAAAACACAAAGGAGAGCUGUUGUUUAUGUAUAAUAAUAAAAUAAAAAAAUACGCCCAAAUACUUAAAAGAAUUCACAAAAAAAUACUAAGAAAAUGAAAUGAAAUGUGCAAGCUUACGUUUGAGAAAUCUACUACAAAUUAACAAAGAAAUGCCUAUAAAUAUAAAAAUCAUUUACAUCUACAAUUUCAGGUUUAAUUAUUGUAGCUAAUUACAUGUGUACAAUACCUACAUACAUACA